Molecule: messenger RNA, 369 nt
Organism: Mycena indigotica
Lineage: Eukaryota; Fungi; Basidiomycota; Agaricomycetes; Agaricales; Mycenaceae
Exons: 3
Coding region: 1-369 (122 amino acids)
Source: RefSeq, a predicted model, not a curated record
AUGAUCAGUGACCUGAGAGUGACGCGGCUUCUUCUUCCCCGUCAUGAUCAACUGCCCGACACGAUAAGCUCUCCCUCCACGCCAUCCCACGGCCGGCGACCAUGCUCAUGUGCGACUCUGAUACCACCUAUCACCCCGUCAGCAGCACCCGACCGCUCGCAUUCGACCUCCUCCGUGUUCUUUUGGUGUCGUUGCUAUGGCACAGAACUCCGUUUUGGGACAUCUCUUCUCCUGGCGCUGGGAGUCCGAGUCGAUGAAGCUGCGCCUGUAAUGGAAGACAGCCAGCUGGCAGAUACACACGGUGACGUCGAGGCCACCGAGCGUGCCAUCUCGGGCGGUGUGUCGCAGACUAUAGCAUCGUCAGUCUGA